AAGAAAUUUUCACAAAUUUUAAAUUUUAAUCAAAAACUUUCUAUGCAGCGAAUUUAGCCAUUAAAAUAAUGGCGGCCUUGUUUUCUUGUACUAAAUGUCACACAAGGCACCCAUUUGAUGAGCUUUCCCGAGGAGAACAGUUGUGUAAAGAUUGUCGAAGUAAAUUUCCAGUUGUAAAAUGUACGUAUUGUCGAGAAGAGUUUCAACAAAACAGGUACUGGUAUAUUUCUAUUGAGUCUUUUAUCAGUUGCUUUUAUCGAGGAACAAGCAGUAUUUGUAAAAAAUGUGCUGAAAACGUCAGGAAUUAUGGCAAGCCGACAGCUUGUGAAUAUUGUAGUAUUUUAGCAGCGUUUAUCGGAGGACGUUGUCAGAGGUGUGCUAACUCAGAGAGAAAAUGGGGACCUCCAAAAACUUGUGAGCAAUGUAAACAAAAAUGUGCUUUUGAUAGAGGAGAUCAGAAAAAGGACGAUGGUAAACUGCUGUGUUGGUUGUGUACAUUAGCUUAUAGACGAGUCGUAGCUAAAACACGUAAACAACGCGACGAUACUCGCAAAAGUCUAGGAACAUCUCAUUCUAAAAAAUCAAGCAGUAAAUCAUCAUCAGUGGGCAGCAGAGAUAGUCGAGAAAGUCUCUCAGAAAAGGCAGCUAAUUUAUUGGAAAAAACAAAAGAAAAACCAAAUAAAUCAAAAAACAGAUCUAUUGUAGAUGAAGAAUCACCUCAGAGUAAGAAACCAAGAAUAGAGAAGAACUCUUCUAAUGGCGUAGUUGCUACUCCUAAAAUCACAACUAACAGUAGUUUUACAGACACCAGUAAACUAGACAGUGGAGUUAGUUCAGAUCAUGUUAUAGUUAUAACUCAACUCCGAGACCAAAUAGAGAACCUGAAACGUCAACUACAAACUAAAGAUUUAUUACUGAAAGAGAAGGAUAAGAAGAUCAGUGAGUUAAAAGUCUCAGAAUAUGAACUAGAGAAAGAUCUUAGGAAUAAAUUACAGAGUUUGAAUUUCUCCACGAGCGCCACUAUAGAUACUCUUCAGGCUAAAAACAAGGAAUUGAUGCGACAAGUAGCCACACUCUCUAAACAAAAAGAUAAAAAGGGUACAAGCUCUGCAGUGCCGUCUCCAGCGCCAAACACGCUGGAAUUAUGA
Messenger RNA from Lottia gigantea (owl limpet), 1148 nucleotides. RefSeq lists its product as hypothetical. The record is from RefSeq and is a predicted model, not a curated record. Bases 69 to 1148 code for a protein of 359 amino acids. Lineage: Eukaryota; Metazoa; Mollusca; Gastropoda; Lottiidae. The transcript is spliced from 9 exons.